AUGAGUCCCAAGGAUGUCGAACAGCCCACAACAGCAAAGACCACAUCGGACCACUCUGGCAACAGCCACAAGCACGGGACAUCCGCAACAUUUUUGGUCUGCUCGAAAGCUCUCGCCCGCGCUUCGCGAGCCUGGAAGUGCCUUCUGUAUGGCGGCUUUCUCGAAUCCAAACCCGCCGACGGGAGCCAAUGGACCGUUCGACUCCCGGAAGACAAGCCUGAGCCGAUGACCGUGGUCCUUCACCUCAUUCAUGGUCGAUUCAGGCAUUGCCCUGCCACGGACAAGAUCACAGUCGAACAGCUAUACGAGAUCAAGGUCUUGACUAACAAAUACGGCCUCACCUACAGGCUCAGACCGUGGGCCCAGGCAUGGGUCCGAGAGUUGAAAGCUGAAGCGAAAACGAGAAACCUGCUGUCUGGAUUCCUGGAGCGCUGCCUGUGGAUUACCUGGGAGCUGGGUGAUGAGAAGCUUUUCAAGGCCUUGGCUGAGCGUAUUGCCGCGAAAAGCUACGACGAUGAUGGGCGCUUGUUUUGUCACCUCCUCCCCAAGGAACCAAGAUUCGAAGGGGUGUUAGAGCCAGAUAUGAAUGGCUGGAUCCCCGAGACUCGCAUCAGGAUGGUCGAAUCACUCCUACCCCCCUUACGAGAUUUCUUCGCUGAUCCCCUGGCUGCAAUGGAAGCACUCAGAAAAGGAGGACGUUGCGCAGACAGCAACUGUUCGAUAUUGAUACUAGGUUCCUUGCUCAAGUCAUUGUCUCAGCUUCAGCUCUGGCCUCUCCGGAGAGCGUCUGCCUAUCGCAAAAGGCCCUGUCUUCUGGAGUGGGACAUACGUCAGCGUCUCGAUAUACGCACGCAGAAAGACCACGACUUGUGCAGAAAGGUAUUUUUCCAAAUUUGGGACGGAAAAUGGAUCGGAAACCACCGCACAGAGCUGGGGAAUUCUGUCAAGAAACACUUGGAGUCCCAAAGGGAGCAAUCGGGCUUAGCUUAA
Molecule: messenger RNA, 990 nt
Organism: Anthostomella pinea
Lineage: Eukaryota; Fungi; Ascomycota; Sordariomycetes; Xylariales; Xylariaceae
Source: the annotation of a GenBank genome assembly